AUGCCCGCGUACUGGUUGCCUUGUGCUACGACGGCGCUCCUCGCAGUCGCGUCGCUUGCCCAAGACGUCGAGCCAACAGCUCGCGAUUAUUCUCUCGACGCGGUCGUCGGCAAGGACAGCGCGGGGCAGCCCGAGCUGAGCUUCACCGUGCUGCAGAUUCCCGACAUGCACUACACGGGCAACCCCAAGUACGCGUGCAACGGCCCGCCCCACAAGCCGUGCGGCGAGUACAACAUGACGGACCUCAUCGGCCGGCUCGUGGACCACGUGCAGCCCAACCUGAUUGUCUUUACGGGCGACCAAACCGUAACCGAGGUCAAGAAGGCCAUCGACAUGUAUUCCAACAACGCGAUUCAGCGCCAGGUGCCGUGGGCCAUGGUCUUUGGCAACCACGACGAAGGCAAAUCCUUCUCGCGCAAGCAAAUGAUUGACUAUAUUACGUCGCGGCCGUUCGCCUACACCCAAAGCGGCCCCGACGGCAUCGGUGGCACCGGCAACUACGACCUUCAAGUCACUGGCGCCAAUGCCAACGCGGUGUUUCGCAUGUACUUUCUCGACACUGGGACCAAAGGUACCGUGUCCAAGGGUCAAAACGACUACAUGCGGACGCUCGCCGCCUCGCACGCAUCCGAGAAUGCGACGGCAAUCAUGUUUCAUCACAUUCCGAUCCCAGAGUACAUCCUCGGCCCCAAUGAGAAGAUCACGUACGGCCACCAAGGCGAAAAGGUCACCAACGGUCCGCAGUCGGGUCUGCUCGACACGAUCGUAGCGAUGCGCGAUGUCAAGGCCACGUUUGUGGGCCACGACCACUACAACGACUACUGCGUUGCCCGUCGGGGUGUCCAGCUCUGCUACGGCGGCGGCGUCGGCUACGGUGCGGCGUACGGGGACCCGAAGCUGCCUCGUAGUGCGCGUGUGAUCCAGUGGAAGCGCAACUCGACAACGGAAGUCCUUACGACGUGGAAGCAGGCCGAAGGCGACCUCUCCAAGCACGAGUAUGUACUCUUUGCCAAGGCUGCGUAA
Messenger RNA from Saprolegnia parasitica CBS 223.65, 1023 nucleotides. RefSeq lists its product as hypothetical. Gene Ontology annotation, molecular function: hydrolase activity, acting on ester bonds. NCBI's taxonomy places the organism in Eukaryota, Oomycota, Saprolegniomycetes, Saprolegniales, Saprolegniaceae. Bases 1 to 1023 code for a protein of 340 amino acids. The transcript has 5 exons. The record is from RefSeq and is a predicted model, not a curated record. Gene Ontology annotation, cellular component: cytoplasm.